GCAUCCAAUUUAGCCAAUACAAGUGAACGCUACACCAAAAUUUCCCUUCCCUCCACUUCAUUUGACAUCACCGAUCAAUAAAUAACCCUUUUAUUUAUGUCUUGGCUAUUUUGUCUUUUGGAAGCUGGUCCGCUGAAACCUAAGUCACUGCCAUUUGGAACAUCAACAUUACAGUUCCAAUUUAUCCUAUUUAUUUAUUGAUCCUAUUUCUCAAUUCCUUAAUCCAAAAUUUAUAAUUAAAUAUCCAAAUAAAAGUGAGGGCUCCCUUGGUCUCUUCUUCCUCCCUCCUCUCCCGGCCUUCGUCGUUUCUGUCGUUAUCAUCAUCAUCAUCAUCUUCAUCAUUUAUUUUUCUUUUUCUCUCACUUCAAUUGUUCGAAUUACCAGGAGAUCCAAGAAUUUUUCCUUCUCUUAUUUCCUCUUCACUGGCGGAUUUUUCUUUUCUUUUCGCUCUUUUUUGCGGGGAUUCUUGAGCUCCGAGCUUCGUCUUCGAGGUGUUUCGAAGUUGGAAGAGGAAGGAGGAGGAGAAGAAUAGUACUGAGUUUGCCUACAAGUAGAAGAAGAGCUCCGAAGGAGGGUUUUGGAGUGGGGACGAGUGAGAGUGAAGUGAGUAAUUGGGAGGGAUCAAUGCCUGGUGAUGAGGGCGGUGGAGUGGAGAAGAAGGGGGGAGAGGAGGGGUCGGAGUCUAAUUAUGAAUCGGGGCUGGAUCCAGGAGGCAAGAGAGCAGGGGCGGGUGUUGGCUCGCAAGAGAGGCGCGGGGAUGCGGCCGCGCAGCCUCCCAUCAUCAGCAUCGUGAUCUCGCAGCCAGAGGAGCUUCCGAAUCACUCCAAGGUGAGCGUCUCGAAGAGUGCAGCUGCUGAGGGGGAUGAGAAGAUUGCAGCUACGAAGAAGGGCUGCUUGCCAAGGAGUGAAAGUUACCAGGAGCAGUGCAGAGUUUGUCAGCAACAAACAGAAGAACCUCUGAUUGAUCUUGGGUGCAGAUGCAGAGGUGAGCUUGCACAAGCACACCGCUCAUGCAUUGAGCUUUGGUUUCGUACUAGAGGUUCAAAUAAAUGUGAGAUAUGCCAGCAGGUGGCUGUAAAUGUCCCAUUUCCAGAGUCCCAACCAAGUACAAAUUAUUGGGUUUGGAGGGUUGACCCAGCCUAUGGAGGGGGACGAGGAGAACAUGGAAGGGGAUGCUUUAGCCCUUUGUGGGUUGCCUUUGCCAUUUUAAUUGGAGGACUCCUGUUAGAUGUGCUAAUAUCUGUUUCUCUUGGUGUUUCUGCACUUCCUGUGAACAUCAUAAUUGGUGUUCUUAUUGUGCUGGGAUUAGGCACUGCCAUUCGGCUUGCACUAGAAUGUUGUCAUGAGUGGGGUUCGAGGAGAAAUAUUCAGAGGGCAGAUAUGACCUCUAUAAAUCCUGGGUACCAUCCUGCUGUGUAAUUGGCUCCGCACAUAAUAUAGAGAAAUAGUGUUUGCCAUUUUUCAUAUAUUGCUCUAUCUGGGAAAUUUGUAUCUUUGCAAAUGAUAAGGUGAAAUGCCAAGUAUAAUGUUGGUUUGCCGUUGGUACAUUGUUUA
Elaeis guineensis (African oil palm) is the source of this 1554-nucleotide messenger RNA. NCBI's taxonomy places the organism in Eukaryota, Viridiplantae, Streptophyta, Magnoliopsida, Arecales, Arecaceae. The record is from RefSeq and is a predicted model, not a curated record.